AUGCCAUGCUGCUGGACUGUUCGACGCGUAGGUAACAUCCGUGUGUUGGGCCGCGGGACACUCUGCCUCGGGCCUGAUUAUGCCUUUAUGGUGGCAACUGCUAGUUUUAUUCUUAUUGGAGCUGUCUUGUUUCUGGUAUUCACGGACGGUCUCGUCGCACGUAUUCUGUGCGCCUUCGUUGCAGCUGUGACGCUGUCGCUGAUGUGGCGCUGCUCCACGAUGGACCCUGGCAUUUGCCCAAAGGCCGACGCGCCACCCGAGGGCGCGCCACUGCAUGAACCCCUACUGGAGCUCGUCACGUACAUUGACGGGAGUGGCCAGGAGCGUAAGACGCGAGUUGAGCGGAAGUGGUGCUACGGCUGCAAUAACUACAGGCCGCUGCGUGCUGUCCAUUGCCGAUUCUGUGACGCCUGUAUUACACGACGUGACCACCACUGCCCGUGGGUGGGAACAUGUGUCGGGGAGCGCAAUUACCGCUUCUAUUGGGGCUUUCUCUGGGCGGUGCUUUGUCUCACACUCACUGUGAUGAUUGGUGGUGUUGCGAGUCUGGUGAAGAGGUCGAAGGCGCUCUCCGAGGAGGCAAGGGACUCGGGCAGAAGCAGUUUUUUGGCGGCGCUCGCGGAGACGCAUUUCGUGGAGCCACUGCUGGUGCUCGUGGCGUUCCUGGCGUGCUGCCUCGUGGCGCCUCUCACGGCAUACCACACAUUGCUUGUUGCGCGCAAUAUGACAACAGUGGAGGAAAUGCGUGGGAACGGCGGCUGGAUGCAUUACUUCAAUAGAGGUGGGUGCUGGGAAAAUACCAGGGAAUCGUUGUUCUCACCGGUCCCACCGUCUAUGUUUGCGACUGAGGUCGGCCUCUGCGAGCCGCCUGCUGAAGUUGUGGUAGAGGCGGAAGAGUUGUCUUGA
This is a messenger RNA of Trypanosoma grayi, 906 nucleotides long. RefSeq names its product DHHC containing zinc finger protein. The record is from RefSeq and is a predicted model, not a curated record. The transcript has a single exon. Gene Ontology annotation, biological process: peptidyl-L-cysteine S-palmitoylation; protein targeting to membrane. Gene Ontology annotation, molecular function: protein-cysteine S-palmitoyltransferase activity. Bases 1 to 906 code for a protein of 301 amino acids. NCBI's taxonomy places the organism in Eukaryota, Euglenozoa, Kinetoplastea, Trypanosomatida, Trypanosomatidae. Gene Ontology annotation, cellular component: Golgi apparatus; endoplasmic reticulum.